GAUAAAUAAAGCGCGCACACGCGGUUUUGUAGAGGCGCUUCUGAGGGAGGAAGACAGCAGCCACUGACCUCAACACAGCAGUCAGACAGCAUCAUGGGAGGAGCAGUGGUAGAUGACGGGCCUCCUGGGGUGAAGGCACCAGACGGCGGAUGGGGUUGGGCAGUGUUGGCUGGCUGCUUCAUCAUCACUGGCUUCUCCUAUGCAUUUCCCAAGGCUGUCAGCGUCUUCUUCAAGGAGCUGAUCCGAGAGUUUGAUGUUGGCUACAGCGACACUGCCUGGAUCUCAUCCAUUCUGCUUGCCAUGCUAUAUGGCACAGGUCCAUUGUGCAGUGUGUUGGUGAACAGGUUUGGUUGUCGACCGGUAAUGAUGGUAGGAGGGCUCUUUGCCUCACUGGGAAUGAUUCUGGCCUCAUUUGCCACCAGCAUCAUGCAUAUCUACCUCUGCACUGGAGUUAUUACAGGUCUGGGUUUGGCAUUAAACUUCCAGCCAUCUCUGAUAAUGCUGAAUCGCUACUUCAGUGAGAAACGUCCUCUGGCCAAUGGCUUGGCCGCAGCAGGCAGCCCUGUGGCACUGUGCUGUCUCUCCCCACUGGGACAGAUUCUCCAGUACCAGUAUGGCUGGAGGGGGGGAUUCCUCAUACUGGGAGGGAUGCUGCUCAACUGCUGUGCCUGUGGUGCCCUCAUGAGGCCUCUGUUGCUUCUUAGGAAGCCCCAGGAGCUGGAUGCUUCAGUGGAGGGGAAGAAAGCCCAGCCAAAGAAGAAACUGUUGGAUUUCAGCGUGUUCAAGGACAGAGGUUUUGUCAUCUAUGCCAUUGCAGCAUCUGUUAUGGUGCUGGGCUUGUUUGUGCCCCCUGUGUUUGUGGUCAACUAUGCUAAAGGCCUCGGCUAUGAGGACACUAAGUCAGCAUUGCUGCUCACCAUCUUGGGAUUUGUUGAUAUGUUUGCUCGGCCUCUGUCAGGGCUCAUAGCAGGCAUGAAGUGUGUACGGCCCAGAGGUGUCUACCUGUUCAGCUUUGCUAUAAUCUUCAAUGGGUGCACUGACAUUAUAGGAUCACAGGCAAAUGACUAUGUAGGUUUGGUGAUCUUCUGUAUCUUCUUUGGUAUGUCUUAUGGCAUGGUGGGAGCGCUACAGUUUGAGGUCCUCAUGGCUAUCGUAGGAACGGAGAAGUUCUCCAGUGCCAUUGGCCUAGUGCUGCUGAUAGAAGCUAUUGCUGUACUAGUGGGACCUCCUGGAGCAGGUCUCCUCUUGGAUGCCACCCAUCAGUACAUGUAUGUCUUCCUUUUGGCGGGCUGCGAGGUCACAUUGUCAGCCUUUGUCAUCACCCUGGGUAACAUCCUUUGCAUGAGAAGGAAACAGGAAGAUCCAGAGGCUAUGAUGGAGAUGGAUGAGACUGCUGCAGAAAAAGAGGGGCUAAACUGUAGGGUGGAAGGUGACGAAGAUGACGAAGGCAAAGAGGGAAAAGAGAAGGGAAAAGUUAGCACUGUGACUGCAGGGGAGGAGAUGGUUGUGAAAGAGAUGGGGGGUGAGGGUAGAGAGGAAAACACAUCAUUAUGAAGAAUAUUAUGAGCAAAUGAGAAAAGACAAAGAGGAGUGGACCAAGAGGAUACACUUAAAAGUACUGUUGUAGUACUGUGGAGUAUGGUACGAAAAGAGGGCUGAUACUACCCUUUUGAUGAAAAUCCCAUUUCAAUAUAAUGUUACAAGGCUGAGAAGAUUCACUGUUAAGAACUGGUUUCCCUUGUUUUGGUUCUAAAACAACAUGUUGAUCAGAUUCUGCACAUCCUGGAGUUAAAUGAGAGUUACCAUAAGAUACAGAGAUAAGACCUAGAUAAGAGAUGAUAACCUCUCCAUACUGCUGUGUACUCAGACACACAUGACAUUUUAGAGGAAAGAAAUGUUGUGUCCCUUUCUCAUAAGUAUUUUUUUUUUUCAGAUAUUUCCUGUUUUCUCCAUUCAGGACUCAAGCUAUUCUACUUCAGGUUUCCUUAAUGACUCAAAAUAGGUUGAUAAAAAACCUUCACUCAAGGUCCACUUGGGAAUACCCCAAGCUCAAGAAUGACUUUUCACACUCAAAUUUCAAAUGUUUGUUUGUUGCACUCUUUUGCUUUAUUUAUUGCAAGUAUGUAUUGACAUUGUUUGUCACAAUAGGACAAUUCACUUUCAAAAACUUGUUGCAGAAAUAAACUUUAAUAUUUCAACAUGCACCCUGGCAGCUGAAUGACAUACUCUAGCUGUACACUCGUUCUAAUUUAAAACAUUUUUCUUUUGUUUAUUCCAUGAUUGCUGUGUGCUACUUUCUGAGACUUCAUCCAGAUGCCUGAUACAUUUAUCUGUAGGACAAUUGAAAAACUUCAUCAUCUGACGAAUUUAUGUCCUAUGGUGUCUUUACUACUCUGUAAAGGUUUGACUUAAUGCUACAACACUGGGAGUUGCUGUCUUGUGUUGGUGUGAUGCCAGAUGAUGUGAUCUAUGUGCCUUCUGUGUAUCUGUUCAAUAUAAUGCUCAACAGACCAACACAAGAGGGCAAGUACAUCACAGGCAUGUAGUGCCUGAUUUUUCCCAAAUAAAUACGUUUUCUGGUGAGAAAAAAAAUACAUAUUUGUACCAUUCAGCAACAUACUUACAUUCACAUGAAAUGUGUCAGCUCCAAGCUUUUUGACAUUAUUUUUGACUGUGCACUACUAGUCGAAUUCCUCAAGUCAUCAGACAGUAGAGCAGAUUUUCCAGCUGUCUAAAUUCGUAUAACCCAUAUGUGCAAAUUAAAGUUCUAUCAACAUGAUCAACUGAUUCAUUCACAGGCGGUAUUAA
Molecule: messenger RNA, 2808 nt
Organism: Chelmon rostratus (copperband butterflyfish)
Lineage: Eukaryota; Metazoa; Chordata; Actinopteri; Chaetodontiformes; Chaetodontidae
Product: monocarboxylate transporter 4-like
Exons: 6
Coding region: 94-1554 (486 amino acids)
Biological process (GO): monocarboxylic acid transport; transmembrane transport
Cellular component (GO): membrane
Molecular function (GO): monocarboxylic acid transmembrane transporter activity
Source: RefSeq, a predicted model, not a curated record